Messenger RNA from Stegodyphus dumicola, 716 nucleotides. It is a transcript of the gene Rat1, whose product is annotated as 5'-3' exoribonuclease 2 Rat1. Lineage: Eukaryota; Metazoa; Arthropoda; Arachnida; Araneae; Eresidae. Gene Ontology annotation, biological process: nuclear-transcribed mRNA catabolic process. Gene Ontology annotation, molecular function: 5'-3' RNA exonuclease activity; RNA binding. The record is from RefSeq and is a predicted model, not a curated record. Gene Ontology annotation, cellular component: nucleus.
UUUGUACUUUGCUAUUUUUCAAAGAAUGUAAUGAAUUCUUUUUUUCUUAGUAUCUCGUGGAGGACCCAGUGAUCCACGCCUAGCUUCACAUCCAGCUCCUCAUGCCGUGCAGAAUUAUAAUCCUUUUAUACCUGUUGAACCUUUAACAAUGGUUAAUAGCCGAAGUAGCAUUCACCAUAGUUCCAUGAUGCCACCACCUCAGAGUACUGAUAGAGGUUCAUGGGCUCCUAUGACAUCAAAGAGUGAUGCCUAUAAGAUUCCACAAAAUCCAUCAAGCAGUAACUCAUACGGAGCUCCCUCGAAUCCAUCAAGAAUUAGUGCAUAUGCAGUUUCACAAAAUCAAUCAAGAAACAGUGCGUAUGGUCCUCCUCAGAGUUCUCCGUAUUCGAGACAGCAACAGCAUCCUGACAGAAAUCAGCAAAGGGACACACGGAAUUAUCCUCCUCCUCCUUCUCAGACUAGUAGGUCAUAUGGACGAUACUGAAAACUCAUUCCACAAGGCAUUCACUCAUUCAUCGUUGACUACUAGCCUGUGAAAGCUUAUGUUUCUGCUUUGAAAGUUGACUGAAUUUUAGUUUAAUUCUAAAUAUUUAAUACCUCAUUUGCAUAAAAAUUAAAUAAGGGAAAACUUCAUUAUAUUUAAUUUAUUAUUAUAUUUCCAAUUUUUAAUAACCAUAGACCUAAUUUUAAAAAGAGCCAGGUUUUAAAACUGUUAA